CCCACAGCAGGUGAAUUUCCAGGUGAAUGCUUCGCCUGCUGCCUUUUCGGGGUUUGUGGACUCCAGAAGCGAGGAUGGUGAGAUUCGUGAGUCUAAUUCAGGGGACAGUGUAUUGUUGCAAGCCGUCAAGGCUUUGGGACCUCAUGACAGUGUCUCUGAGGAUAUUGAACCACAGGUGGCUGCUAUGGUCAAUUUGUUUUGAAAAAGGUCUCCAGGAAGAGGACUACAGGGCGAUUUCGGAGGACCCAGUCACCAGGCGUCCCAACAAUUGCCCUGCACUGGCUACAGUGGAGUGCAACCCGCAGAUCUCGGGUGCCCUGAAGACGGACCCAAGGAAAGCUGAUUCCCGGCUCAAGGAAGGAAAUCCUCCAGCAGCAGGCCCAGGAGCUUCUGGGGUAAAUCUACUUUUUGGAGCCACUCGGCGAGAUUCCAGCCCUACGGACAGCAGAGGUGGGGCUUCCGGAGUGGCCAACGGCAGCAUUUGGCGCGACAGGAUUCGGAUCCAAAAAACGCCAAAGGUCGGGGUCAUCAAAGGCCCCGACAGUAAGUGAGGUGGGUAACUCCUUUCUAGCAGGCAAGCUGCAAAACUUUUUACAUGAGUGGCAGAAAAUUACUAAUGACCCCGUAAUUUUGGACAUGGUGCAGCAUUGUCAUUUGGACAUAAAUGUUUAUGAUAUUGGCCACUUAUGGUUAACGUAUAAGUUUAAUUUAGAGGAACAGGCAAUUGUUAAUGAGGAGAUUAGGAAACUUUUGGAUCUCGGAGUUCUUGUAUGUACAAAGAGGAGGAAGGAGCAAAGUAUCUCACCUAUUUUCUUAAAACCAAAAAAGGAUGGUGGGCAUAGGAUGGUCCUCAACUUAAAAGACCUUAACAAACAUAUUCCAUAUAAACUUUUUAAAAUGGAAAACUUCGAGCAAACCAUUAGACUUAUCAAUGCAGGGGACUACUUAGCGUCAGUGGACCUUAGGCAUGCAUACUACACAGUGAAGGUUGCAGAAGAACAGCAAAUUUUUUUGUGUUUUAAAUGGGAGGACAAAAUUUACCAAUUUACUUGUCUACCCAAUGGGAUAUCGGAAGGACCUAGACUUUUUACCAAGUUGAUGAAACCAGUUUUUGCAUCACUGAGAGGAAAGGGCUAUUCUAUUACUAGCUUUAUUGACGAUACCCUGAUUUGCAAUAAGUCUAGAGCAGGCUGUCUGGAUUGUGUUGAUGACAUUAUUGCUCUUCUACAGAGACUAGGCUUUUGCAUUAAUGUAGAAAAGUCAGUAUUACAGCCCACACAGACUAUUGAAUACUUGGGAAAUAUUAUUGACACUACUAAUAUGACCAUUUCUUUAACCUGAACACAGAAGUCUGAGAAUCAUUCAAGCCUGUGAAAAACUUAAGGAUAAAAAUAGAGAUAGGAUCAGAGAGGUAGCCAGGGUUACUGGUCUCUUGGUAGCUGCCAUCCCAGCUGCGAAGAUGGGUAAGUUGCAUUAUAGGCAAUUAGAAGCAGAGAGAAUUGCAGCUUUGCGGGUGGAACAAGGCAACUUUAACAGCUAUAUGGCUAUUACAACAGUAAUGAGAACAGACCUUCAAUGGUGGAUUGAUAACGUCUCAACACAAGAUAGGAAAAUUUUCAGAUCUGGCACUGACAUUGAUGUCUACACUGAUGCUUCCAACACAGGUUGGGGGCCAUGUUUACUGUCAGUCUAUCUGUGGUAGUUGGACCGUAGCAGAAAAGUCAAUGCACAUUAAUGCUUUGGAGCUUAAGGCUAUUUUGUUGGUGUUGCAGGUAUUUACUCCUGUUCUUAAAGGUAAACACAUUAAAGUAUUCUGUGAUAACACCACUGCAAUUUCUUAUGUUAAUGAAAUGGGUGGUACAAAGUCUUUCAUUUGCAACGAGAUUGCCACUAAAAUCUGGGACUGGUGUCUCAAAUCCAAUGCUUGGAUUACAUGUUCCC
Molecule: messenger RNA, 1941 nt
Organism: Portunus trituberculatus (swimming crab)
Lineage: Eukaryota; Metazoa; Arthropoda; Malacostraca; Decapoda; Portunidae
Exons: 2
Coding region: 27-551 (174 amino acids)
Source: RefSeq, a predicted model, not a curated record